UCAAAUUCAAAAACCUUCUUGUUCAAUCAUGGUGGUUCAAUCACAGCUUGUGUUCGACCAUUUUGCUCCGAUCAAAUCCUGCAAACACACCGCCCUGUUCACCGGAAUUCCGGUGAUCGACCUUUCCGACCCAGAAGCCAAAACCCAUAUCGUCAAAGCCUGUGAAGAUUUCGGAUUCUUUAAGGUUGUCAACCAUGGCGUCUCCAACGAACUCAUCGGAGCUCUCGAAGCCCAAGCUUUGAAAUUCUUCCACCUCCCUCAAUCUGAGAAGGAAAAAGCAGGGCCAGCCGACCCAUUUGGAUAUGGCAGCAAGAGAAUUGGUCCAAACGGCGAUGUGGGUUGGAUCGAAUAUCUCCUCCUUAACACGAAUCAUGAACUCAUUUCCGAAAAAUCCCUCUUCAUUCUCCGUGAAAAUCCAGAGAUUUUCAGGUGUGCGGUGGAGGAGUAUAUUUUGGCAGUGAAAAAGAUGGCUUGUGAAGUGCUGGAAGCAAUGGCGGAAGGGCUGGGGAUAGAGAAACAUGAUUUGAGCAGGCUGUUGAAGGACGAGAGAAGUGAUUGUUGUUUCAGGCUGAACCAUUAUCCGCCAUGCCCGGAGCUUGAAGCUUUGAGUGGCAGGAAUUUGAUUGGGUUUGGGGAACAUACAGACCCACAAAUAAUAUCUGUUCUGAGAUCCAAUAACACGACCGGACUCCAUAUUUGUUUGAGAGAUGGAAGCUGGGUUCCAGUCCCACCUGAUCAGAGAUCCUUUUUCAUCAAUGUUGGCGACUCAUUGCAGGUGAUGACUAAUGGGAGGUUCAACAGUGUGAAGCACAAGGUUUUAGCUGACCCAACAAAACCAAGGUUUUCAAUGAUAUACUUUGGUGGGCCACCAUUGAAUGAAAAGAUUGCACCUUUAGCAUCACUAUUGGUGGAGGGAGAGCAAAGGUUAUACAAAGAGUUCACAUGGUGGGAUUACAAAAACUCAGCAUAUAAAUCAAGGCUUGCUGCUUGUAGAUUACGCCCUUUUGAGCUCAAAAAUCUCACCCCUUUGUUGACUUGAAAAAACCCAACAAAACAAUACAAUAAGGGAUUUGGGAAGGCUUAGGAAACAAAUAGAAUAGGGUUUGUUUUUGUUAAAUAUUUUCCCCAAAAUACCCCUCACUUUGUUAAUAUACUUCUCUAAUAACUUCCUCGAGCCCUCUUUGUAUCAAA
Cucurbita moschata (crookneck pumpkin) is the source of this 1191-nucleotide messenger RNA. Its product is annotated as gibberellin 2-beta-dioxygenase-like. The record is from RefSeq and is a predicted model, not a curated record. Bases 29 to 1039 code for a protein of 336 amino acids. Lineage: Eukaryota; Viridiplantae; Streptophyta; Magnoliopsida; Cucurbitales; Cucurbitaceae. The transcript is spliced from 3 exons. Gene Ontology annotation, biological process: response to light stimulus; gibberellin catabolic process.